This is a messenger RNA of Paramecium tetraurelia, 1671 nucleotides long. RefSeq lists its product as uncharacterized. Lineage: Eukaryota; Ciliophora; Oligohymenophorea; Peniculida; Parameciidae. The transcript has 7 exons. The record is from RefSeq and is a predicted model, not a curated record.
AUGAAUAUAUUUAUAUUGAUUGCAUUUAUAGCAAUUAAUGCAGAACUAGUCAGAAUACAUGAAGAAGUAAAAGAGAGUUUUGAAGGGAACAAUAGAUGGACGAUUAAAAAUGGAAUAGUGAAAAAAGAGUUUUGUAAUUCUAAAUUAGUUUUUGGAGGAUUUGGUGGUUAAACAGUUAUUAGUAAAUUAUUGAUUGUUCCAACUCAUGCUUAUAUUAAAAUAAGUGUGGAUAUUUGGAGUUUUAAUUAAUGGGGAUAAGUUAAAGCAUACUUGGAUCAUGUUGAAAUAUAAUCCGUAUAGAUCCAAUAAAGAUGUAGUGAAAAUGACUAUUACUUAAGUACUUUUACUUCUGAAUUUAUUCACAGUGGAGCAUCCAUAAUAUUAGUGAUGAGUGGGAAUGGAGAGUAAAAUGAUAAUUAAAACUAGUGGGGAUUUCGAAACUUGGAAAUUUCAAUUGAAUAAUGUCCAUAAUCUUGCUAAAUUUGUGAUUAGGGAGAUGUGGCAGAGACAUGUUAAAUUUGGAAGAGUGCUGCAAAUAGUUGGAAUGCUGCACAUACAAAUUUUAUGGGUUAAGAUGGUUGGAUAUCAAUUAAUGGGAUAAGUGGAUCCUCGAAAUGCGGAGGAGUGCCAUUAAUAGGAGGUUAUUAAAGGUUUGGAAAAAAUCAGGGAUUGAGCAAGACAAUCAGACUAUAACCUCAUUAUAAAUUACGAUUAUUAGUUCUAUGGGCUAAGAUCGACUCUUGGGAUAAUGAAAAUGGAUUAAUUCUAUUUGAUGGGAAGCAAGUUUGGAACUAAAAUUUUAAUAAUGAUAAUGGAUAUUAAGUCAAGGUUUGUGGUAAUUCUGAACCUAAAUAUCACACUCUAUUUAAAAGGAUAGAUAUUACAGUUGAUCAUUCAGGUGAUUAAGUUAAGAUAGAUUUUUGGUCUUCUUUAGAUUCAGGUUCAGAUGAUGAAUCCUUUGGUUUAAGGGAUCUUUAGUUGUUCUAUGCUCCUUGUUAGGAUUAAUGUGAAGUAUGUAAAGGUGAAUUAGGAAGUGAAUGCAUAAGAUGCUCUAAUUAUCAGUUUCAGAAUGUAAAAGGAUGCUCUGAAGCAUAGAGCUUUUAUAUAUUGGAAAGAAGCUUUUAUGCUUAAAAGUUUACAAGUUUGGAGGGAUGGAUAUUAAAGGAGACUCAGUAAAACUUAAUGAUCACUGAUUAUUAAGAUAAGACAAUUGUUGGAGGGCAAAAUAUUUUGGGAGUAGGAGCAACAGCUGAGAAGUUGUUUAUCUUACCUCCUCAUACUUAAUUGAGAUUGGAAGUCACUUUAUACAAAAUUGAUUUGUGGGAUGGAGAAAAUAUAAUAAUUGAAGUGGAUGAUUAGAAUAUUUGGGAUACCUAGAGAUUUUAAGACUCAAAUGGAUUCUUAUAUGGAACUGCUUAAUUUGGUAAUAUAAUAUACGCCAGUUCAAUUUUUAAACAUGAUAAAUCAGAAGCUCUUGUAAGGAUAAGAUCCACCUUAGAUGAAGGUGCUGAUAAUGAAUCAUGGGGAUUCAGAGAUUUUUGUUUGAUGUAUGAUGUAGCUACAGUGGUUGAAAUAUCUGAUGCCUUAGAAUAAUAUUUAAUAACUUUAGGAAUAGUAAUGAUUAUUAGUUUUAUCUGAUACGAAAUCAGUUACAUUAUUUUAUAUAAUCAA